AUGAUCAAGGCAGUCAAACCCAAGAAUGCCCGCGCGGCGCGCGCCAUGAAGGCUCGCGAGCCCCAGCAGAACGAGAACCCCAAAACGACGCUGUUCGUCACCGGCAAGAAGACGUCGCAGAUCCUCAAGCUGGCCUCCGCCGACCUCGCUACCCUCAAGCGACCCUUCGUUGAGCGCUUCACGAAGAAGAACGACAUCCACCCCUUCGACGAUGCCUCCUCGCUCGAGUUCUUCUCCCUCAAGAACGACACCUCGCUCCUCGUCCUCUCCCUGCACUCUAAGAAGCGCCCGCACUGCCUGACGCUUGUCCGAACAUUCCAUCACAAGCUCCUCGACAUGCUCGAGCUGUACAUUAACCCCGAGACGUUCCGCACGCUGCAACAAUUUAAGAACAAGAAACCCAGCAUUGGCCUGAAGCCCCUAAUCUCGUUCCACGGCACACUCUUCGAAGACCCCAACGAGACAAAAUACACCCUUGCCAAGAGCUUGCUUGUUGAUCUAUUCCGCGGCCAAGACACGGAGGAAAUCGACGUCGAAGGCUUGCAAUACCUCAUCAGCGUCAGCGCCGAGGAGCCCACUGACGCCCGCCCCGACCCAGAGAUCAAGCUGCGUUUCUACCUCCUGAAGACCAAGCGCAGUGGGCAAAAGCUGCCGCGCGUCGAAGUCGAAGAGAUGGGCCCCCGCAUCGACUUCACCGUCGGCCGCGAGCAGUUCCCUGACGCAGACAUGCUCAAGGAGGCCCUGCGCAAGCCCAAGGGCACCGAGGAGCGGACGAAGAAGAACAUCACGACGGACGCUAUGGGUGACAAGGUUGCCAAGAUUCACCCGGGCAAGCAGGACUUCAACACGCUGCAGACGAGGAAGAUGAAGGGUCUGAAGCGGAGUCGUGAUGACGACGCGGGUGGAGAUGCGCCGAUGGCCAAUGCCGACGCUCAGGAUGGAGUCGAUAACGAUGCGCUGAAGCAGGCGCUGUUGAAGAAGGCCCGGAACCAGUAG
Molecule: messenger RNA, 996 nt
Organism: Didymella exigua CBS 183.55
Lineage: Eukaryota; Fungi; Ascomycota; Dothideomycetes; Pleosporales; Didymellaceae
Product: Brix-domain-containing protein
Exons: 2
Coding region: 1-996 (331 amino acids)
Biological process (GO): maturation of LSU-rRNA from tricistronic rRNA transcript (SSU-rRNA, 5.8S rRNA, LSU-rRNA); ribosomal large subunit assembly
Cellular component (GO): nucleolus
Molecular function (GO): rRNA binding
Source: RefSeq, a predicted model, not a curated record